GAAUUGGGAAUGAAACUUUUAGAAUUAAACGAAGAAAACGAAGAAAAAAGUUUCCAAGAGACCACAAAGAAAGGGUCUAAAAGAAAUCAUCCGGAAUUUGAUGCGAUGGUGGAAGGAAUGAUGAAAAACACCUUGCAACAGCCACAUAGGACACAAGAAAAAUUUAAAGGUUUAUCACUUGAUCAACUCACGGUACUGGGCAGUAAAAGCGAUGGUAAAAAGAUAGCACCUCCUCUAGAAAACAUUUCAAGAAAUUCUACCAGAAAAAGAUUGUCAAUUAAUAGCAAUAAAAGCAAGAUCUCCACUGAGCCGUCAAGCAGAGCAUUGGCGCUGGAAAUGAAAUCAUCAAGGAAGCACUCAAGCCUUAGAUAUGAGGAUUAUCUUGUAAAUCGAGAGAACAGCAGUACUAAAAAUCAGCCUCCUGAAUUUACUGGAGAUAUGGAACAAAAUGAAAUGCAUUUUAUGAUUCCCUUUCAAACAGAAACAUUAUCGAGUGAACAAGAAGGAUUUUCAAAGCAUCAUCUUUCGUCCAUGUCCGAAUUAAAUUCUGAACAAUGCAGUCUCUUGCUAGAUUUAUUCGACUCAGAUAUUAAUGUGUCCUUAUUUCAAUCCGAGACACAUCCAUGCUCCCCUGUGACUUUUGUUUCUUCAACUGAUCAGUCAGAGGAAGACUGCUCGUCGCCUAUUUUGUCGCCCCUUACCCAGACGACAAACAUGCUGGAAGGACUACUUAGAACAAGCGACAGAGCCUCUUCGUCUUCGGAGUCACAUUCCCUGGAGAAUUCUAUCGAGAGUUCAGGGACACAUUGAAUAUCUUUAACGUGGUUUUCACCACGAACUUUUAACUUUGGAGAAAUUUCAUAUACGAUGCAAUAAAGAAAUUUUACUAAUUGUAGUAAUCAUAGGAUAAAUCAAGGGCUGAAAGCCGCGUUCAAUAGUUUUUCCAUUUAGAAAUGAUGUCCAAAAUAAAUCAAUGUUAUGAAUAUGUAAUUAUUAGUGAAGUUUCAAGUCAAUGUGAAAACAUCCAAUAACCGACUGAAAAAUUGUGCAAUAGUGAUGUUUUUUGUAUAUAACAUUUUAAUUAUGAAUAAAAGACGAUGGAAUUAGAAGUCCAGUGUUCACUGCCUAAUCU
Molecule: messenger RNA, 1132 nt
Organism: Saccostrea echinata
Lineage: Eukaryota; Metazoa; Mollusca; Bivalvia; Ostreida; Ostreidae
Exons: 1
Coding region: 10-810 (266 amino acids)
Source: RefSeq, a predicted model, not a curated record